Messenger RNA from Ornithorhynchus anatinus (platypus), 7243 nucleotides. It is a transcript of the gene CREB1, whose product is annotated as cAMP responsive element binding protein 1. Gene Ontology annotation, cellular component: nucleus; ATF4-CREB1 transcription factor complex. Gene Ontology annotation, molecular function: DNA-binding transcription factor activity, RNA polymerase II-specific; cAMP response element binding; protein binding. NCBI's taxonomy places the organism in Eukaryota, Metazoa, Chordata, Mammalia, Monotremata, Ornithorhynchidae. The coding region runs from base 191 to 1174 and encodes 327 amino acids. The record is from RefSeq and is a predicted model, not a curated record. Gene Ontology annotation, biological process: regulation of transcription by RNA polymerase II. The transcript is spliced from 8 exons.
CGUAGUCGGCGGCGGCGGCGGCGGCGGCUGCCUGUGGCCCGGGCGGCUGGGAGAAGCCGAGUGUCGGGGAGUGACGCGGCGGAGGUGUAGUUUGACGCGGUGUGUUACGUGGGGGAGAGAAUAAAACUCCAGCGAGAUCCGGGCCGCGAACGAAAGCAGUGACGGAGGAGCCUGGGCCACCGGUAACUAAAUGACCAUGGAAUCUGGUGCAGAGAAUCAGCAGAGUGGAGAUACAGCUGUUUCGGAGGCAGAAACUCAACAGAUGACGGUACAGACACAACCACAGAUUGCAACAUUAGCCCAGGUGUCUAUGCCAGCAGCUCAUGCAACAUCAUCUGCACCUACGGUGACCUUAGUGCAGCUGCCUAAUGGGCAGACAGUACAAGUUCAUGGAGUUAUUCAGGCAGCUCAGCCAUCAGUCAUUCAGUCUCCACAGGUUCAGACAGUUCAGAUCUCCACUAUUGCAGAGAGUGAAGAUUCACAGGAGUCAGUGGACAGUGUCACUGAUUCUCAAAAACGCAGAGAGAUUCUUUCAAGGCGACCUUCUUACAGGAAAAUUUUGAAUGACUUGUCCUCAGAUGCCCCAGGAGUUCCCAGGAUUGAGGAGGAGAAGUCUGAAGAGGAGACAUCAGCACCUGCCAUUACCACUGUGACGGUGCCAACUCCAAUUUACCAAACCAGCAGUGGGCAAUAUAUUGCCAUAACCCAGGGGGGAGCAAUACAGCUGGCUAACAAUGGCACGGAUGGGGUUCAGGGCCUUCAGACGUUAACUAUGACCAACGCUGCUGCCACUCAGCCUGGCACCACCAUCCUGCAGUAUGCCCAGACCACUGAUGGACAGCAGAUCCUGGUACCCAGCAAUCAAGUGGUUGUACAAGCUGCCUCAGGAGAUGUCCAGACCUACCAGAUUCGCACAGCUCCAACCAGUACCAUUGCACCUGGGGUAGUUAUGGCGUCUUCUCCAGCACUUCCUACCCAGCCUGCAGAAGAGGCAGCACGAAAGAGAGAAGUGCGCCUAAUGAAGAACAGGGAGGCAGCACGCGAAUGUCGAAGGAAGAAGAAGGAAUAUGUGAAAUGUCUAGAGAACCGAGUGGCUGUGCUUGAAAAUCAAAACAAGACACUGAUUGAGGAACUGAAAGCACUUAAGGACCUUUACCGCCACAAAUCAGAUUAAUUUUGGAUUUCAGUUUUCAUCUCCCAACGUGAGAAUAAAGACUGGUUUGGCCCCAACCAGAAAGACAAAAGAAACUUUUUAUUUUCUAAACAUUUCUCUUUUUUUUCUAUGCGCAAAACUGCCUGAAAGCAACUACAGAAUUUCGUUCAUUUGUGCUUUGCAUUAAACUGUGAAUAUUCAAACAUCUGCCUCCACUUUUCCCCCUCAAGAACUUAUUUUCUUCAUCCUGAUCUUGAAGAAGAAAAGACAAGACUUCUAUAUGCCCACCCUCUUCAGGAACUAAUACUUUUAUACAAUUGUGAAGAUACUUUGGGGAGGAGAGUAAGAAUUAUUUUGUGACAAUUUCAAGGGUUUGUGCUGAGCUUCUUGGUUGUUUCUGGCCUGAAGUACCGUGUGGGCCUCAUACAAUUUAGAGGUUUUGACUGCCAAAUUGAUACAUAGUUUCACAUAUUCAUUGGAAACACUGCAGUGUGUUGCUAAAUGGCAUUCCCCAAAAAAGGAGACAUGGAUUUGGAGUUGGGUGAACAGAGGUUUUAGAAAAACAGAAAGGGUUUCCUGCAUAAUCAUGUUAAUUCUCCACAUUCUGCAAUAUUAAGACCUUUUUUUCCCAAAGCUCCAAAGGCAUUUGCUUCAUCACCAUCACCGAUGUAUUUUGUUGUUUCUGUUCAAGGUUUGGGAUGCAUUAAAAGAAGUCAUUAAAUGAGAUAGCUUGAUAAUAAUUGAAAAUGAAAUCAAAGGUACAGUAGCAAAGAGCAUUUUUUAAAAAUUUUAGACAUCAGUAAUGCAUUUGAGGUUUUAAGCAGAGAAAACUGUUAAGGACAGCCUGUUCCUUUCAACACAUUCACUCAUGAAAAUGGGAUUGUUUUUACCAUCCAUCCUUCAUACGGUCUCUGUGUUUACUGUUUCAAAUGUUUUAAACUGUAACCUCCCUGUUUUUUUUCCUAUUGUACCAAUGCCUCCAGCACCAAAAAAGUCCCUUAUAAAGUUUAACAGAAACCCAAGCAGAAACUUGUGAGUGAAAAACACUUUUUCAGUUAAGUUGGCAAAAUCUGUGCUUUGUUUAUAUUGAUUAUGAACUUCUGUGGUAAUAUGUUUACAGCAGCAUCAGGUCAUAUGUUUCUUUUUCCAAGAAAUCUCAUGUCUCUGUUACUAUACUAUAAAAGUAUCAGUCUGACUACUGUCAGUAUUAUUUUAUUAAGUGUGUGUUUCUUCAGAAAUAUUUGACUGGAAGUGUUUGUAUUCCCUGUACUCAUCCCCAAAAAUCAACUCUGAAUUUGUGUUUUGCGGUAAUAACAUGAAUGGUUUCUGCUGGGGAAAGAAGCUACAUGUCGUAGCUGCAGAAUGUCAUUUGUGGGUGUGUGUGCCAUCACACCCUGUAAAUAGCCAAGACUAGUUUUAUGGAGCAACUUAUGUUUCACUGACUACUCAAUCUGCCUAAUUACCCCCCCCCCCAAAAAAAGGGGUCCCAUUCAAUGAGGUACAUGUAAGAGGAAAAAUGAUAAGCAGUUUUGGACAUUUGUUACAGUAUUACAAAUUGCGAUUUUUCUUCCUGAAGAAGGAUAUUCAGAGGAGUUUAAGAAAAAAGAAGGGUAAAGAUUUAAGCAUUAACGUUUUAUCCCAAAUCAUAGUGAUUUGAGGUUGGUGUUAGUCCCAUGUUAAACAAGAAUAAUUGUUGAGUGGGUUGGUUUUGGAAAAGAAGAUUUUAUGUUACCUAUUUGUAAUUACAGUUGAAAUUUACCAUUAUUUUAAGAACAAACAAAAAUAAUCCUUAAUUUCCAAAGGGAAUUCAUUUUAAGAAUUCAGUGACACAGGAAGUUCUGAAAGUUUCCCCUUAAAGUAGGUAUUUCAAAUGCUCAACUUAAAAAAAAUACAUAAACAUAAUAAUAAUAAUCACUUCAGCAUUGGUUCCAGAAGAAUCAUAAAGCAAUCCUAGGCCAAUUUUCCUAUUAUAAUUAUUUCUUAUAGGGCUGAAAGAUUCUAUAAUUGUGCUGUGUUGAGCAAAUUACUUCCCCCUUGUAAACGCAUCUUUUUUUUUCAAAAGAUUAUGUGGUGAGUUGUUAGUCUACCUAGUCCCUGGUAAGUAAUGGCCAUUACUUGAACCAAUUGAACAGAAAGGUUGGAGAAUACCGAAACCUGUUCUGUUGUUGACCCUGAGUUGAAAUUAUGGAUACAUUGAAAACUGCAGUUUCCUCUAUGGGCACCUGGCACCUUUGGGAAGAGUUAAUUGUACUGAAAAAAAUUUGAAAGAUAUUUGUUUUAUGCAUGUUUUGAGAAUUGGGAAUUCUUGAAAUCUUCUUUGGAAAACAGCUUAAUAAAAUAAUCAAAUCCAUCAAGUGAGUUUUAGCCAAGAGCGGUCCCAGCUAUGUGUUACUAGUAAUAAUGCACCCUACUUUCUUCACAUUGGCCCACAGAGGGAAGCCAAAGUCUCUAGAGGGUACUGUGUAGAAAACAGCAAAGGUUGGGUUAACUGAUUUUGCAGAUCAAGUCCUUGUGGAGGUUAAUUUAUAGGACAGAUACAUUCAGAUAAAAACUAAGUGAGGGUUAGUUUUAUUUUUGAUAUCUCACAGUUCUGAAUAUUCAAGCUUUGAUAGCAUGGUUUAACUGAAAGGUAGGCUAGAAAGGGCUAGAUCCAUUAUGUUCACUAUAUAAAAAAAGUAAAAUAUAAUUUUAAUGUCAUUGUUUUACAAAAUUAAAGCACUAGAUUGGCAGUUUAGAUAUUGCCACAGGUGCUCUGCUAAUUUAGAUAUUCUUGGAAGAACACAUGUAUUAUAUAUGUACAUAUAUAUACACAGUAUAUAAUCUGAAGCUCUGAGAGCUCUUAAAUCAGGAAUGCUGAGUAUUAUAGUAUAUUACGGUCAGAUGAAUCUUUAUGCUUUGUGUGCUUGCAUUUCUUUUAGAACAGUAGUUCAUUUGAGGCUGCAUUAUUCUGGCACUCAUAAUUCAUUAUUUUUCUUAAUUAUCUUGUUCCCAGUUUAUUUUCUGAUAUUUUACUCUGUUUUCUUAGAUUGAUAUUUUAAAAGUUAUUAGCCAUGCUUGAAAAAUUUUCCCAGAAAAAGUUUUUUUUUUUUUGGCUUUAUUUUUGGCAGCUAUACAGUAGUAACAAAACAUUUAGAAAAAGGAACCACUGAUUUACAGGGGUGGGUGACAUCAUCUUGAAAGAGGUAAUUUGGUAUGUAAUUUGAGCAAGGAUUUUAUCGAAAUUGGUGUUUCACAGAAGGUCAACAGCACUGCUUGGUUCUGUAAGCACAGUAUCAAUCAUGCGAGGCUAUCCUGUCUGUAAUUUAUUUCUGUGCCUUGGGCCUUAUUCCUUCUAGUAUUUUGACCAGUAAAGAUGGUUAUUUGGAAUCAAACAAAAGCUUUUAAAAGGAAACAACACUAUUUGAUUGUACAAAAUUACUUGCGCUGAUUUUAAUGUUUCUAAUCCAAAUUUGGAUUCUAGCCUUUUAAUCAGUGUUAUAGAAGCUGCAGCCAGUCAUAGAUUCAAAUUGGUCCCUGUUUAUUUAGAAAAUGUGAAAGGUCUUUCAAAGAAAGAUUAGCAUCUAAAAAUUUGAAUUAGGGUCAGAAUGCAGGAACAUUAGAAACAUAGUUUUUCAGUAAGUUUUAGGGGUUGGUUCUGUUACUAUUUUACCCCUGAAAUGGCAGAAUAUAUUCCAUUGAUCUAACUCAAAAGUUGUAUAUUUAUUUGGGUUCUUUUUGCAGUAUACUCUUUGUAAAUGUUUGGUAAAAAUUGCACUUUUAUAAAUAUCCAGUUAGUAGAAAAUUGGGUAUUGGUGACUUGAGAAACUCCCUCAUGUGGUAAUUGUGAGCUGACUGUCUAUCGCUCCUCUCUAAAAAUCAUGUAGCUUUUUUUAUGAAAAUUUUUUGUUGGUUGAGCUCUCUUUGCACCUGAAAUGUUCAACUUGAAUUAAGGUGUUCUACUUGACUAGAAGGAGAUCCAGGAUUGGCAGGGCCAAUAGAUAAGUCUGUGUCUGACCUAAUGUUAUCACUUAGCAAUUUGUUAAACACACUAAGGACUAAGUUAUGAUUUUGACCAGAGAAGGAAUAAAUCAUUCCCAAAGUUAAAAUUAAGUUGGAAGGGGAUGUGGAAUGAUUUUUUCAGUCACUUUCGUCCCCUUCCCAUAUUAUACAACCUGGUUGGAGGUUUUAGAAACCCCAACUCAAAUAGGGGAUACUGGAGGAAGAUUUCAUUUAUGUUUAGUAGAUCUAGAUCUAAAGGCAAGAGUGCAUUGGUAUAAUUUCUUCAUUCCAUUGUGGAAAAAAAAAAGCACAAUUGAAAUGUUUGAUGGGCGGCAAUGAAGGGGAAAUGAUCAUUUAAGAAAUAAUCUGAGUGCUUUAAUGUCGACAUGAAAAAUUGACUAUAAGCUCACUUUAUAUACUGUCACUAGGGACUGGUUUCCUUGACUUUCUUGAGUCCUUGGCUUCGAGAGAUGCAUUUCACCUCUCCAAAAUCAGUAUCAUAAAACUCAGCCAGUUUGGCAGGAUUUUAAAAUACAUUAUAAAUAGGGUGGUGAAGUUCCAUCUGUCUCCUCUGCUUAUGAUAAGUUCUUAUUGAUUUGGAGAAUGUAGUUUAAACCUUUGUAUGAGUCUAUAGAAGCAGUCAAAUGUAAGAGGGACCAGAUUCAGUUUGGAAAGAGGGAUUGUAUUUCAGGUGUUUUAACUUGAAAUUUAUUUUUUAAAAAAGGAAAAAUUUAAAAAAAUGAAGCUUUUGAAGCAAGUUGAUUUUAUAAAGCGACAGAGUAAAAAUAUUGGUUCUGUGAGUGCAGGUCUUAUCUGGAGAUUGGCCUGGUGGGUCAUGGUAAUUUUAGAUCUCAUUCUCACCAGCAAAUAAAAUGAAAAAAAUCAGCUAGCCUUUGGAGAUGCAUUUAGAAGAGCAGGUUGAGUCAAUAUUGGAUUACUUUAUUGGAGCAAAUCUUAUGCAGGACUUGCCCACUCGGGCAGGGAAUUUCUAAAGCAAGAAUUUCAGUCUCAACUGCAAGACUCCUCUGAGAAGCCAGGGUUCAUCUAAGAUAUGGGUUGAAGGAGGAGCAGCAGGGCUGGGAGGGAGAAAUCCCUAGAGUGAAAAAGGUUUUGUGCCAGCUGGCCAUGGGACAGUGUCUAUUACUGUGUUUUGGAAUUUUUUUUUCUGUAAAAGUUGUAUUUUAUCCAGGUGCCACUCCAUUUUGUGUGUUUAAUAAAAUUAUUUAUAUUUUUUAAAAUGGGAGAAUAAUGAUUGAAAACUACAGAAUUGUCUGGCAUUUAACAUUCUCUUGAUGGAAUGGAUUAGUGAAGAGAGGAGUGCUAAGGUAGCUUCCAAUAUAAAAGAAUCCCCAACUGAUAUAUGGCAUAUUGAUUGUUACAAAAAACGAUAAUGUCUAGAUGCAAUUUAUAAUUUGAAAUGUAUUAACAAAAAAUGAGACCCAGGAAAGUAUAAAGAAAGAUUUUGUUAUUUAAGAGAUUUGGGGUGAAGCAUUGUUGACUACCCAAAACUCUCAGCACCAAACAGGGUAUUGAUCUUAACUCCAGUCUUUCUGUUGGAGUCUAUUACUAAACAAAUAUCAUAUGGAAACAAAUCUCUAAAAUUCCCUACAAUCUAGAAAUAUCCCUGUUUUGAUUUGUUUUCUCUUGGGGUUUUUUUGUUGUUGUUGUUGGGUGUUUUUUUUUACUUAACCUUUUGUGCAUCAUCCAUGUAAAAUAAUGUACUGAGUUAUAGUGCAUUUUAUUAACACUAUGUACAUAUUAGCUGCUUUGUGUUUCAGAAUGAUAGUAAUUGCUUUGUAUAUUAAAGUGAUCCUUGUGAAUUUGUGAAUUAUUGUCAUAAAGAAGUGUUUUUUCUUACUGUAACCUUUGUGGUAUAAACUGUUAUAACUCCGUUUUUACACCAACAUUUAUGAGCAGUCACAUAAACAUGCUUUUAAAAAUCUCUAAAACGUCUCUUUUUGGGGGGAAAGUAUUUCUGAUCAACAGCUGCAUAGAAGCUGGAUUUUUUUUCCAAAUGAUUUUUAUUUUUAUUCUCAAAUGAGCAGUUGUACAAAAAAGAUAGAGAAUGUAGCAUGUCAAGUACUCUGAUAAAAUAAAUCUUGUGAAAUAAAA